Messenger RNA from Symbiodinium sp. CCMP2592, 11235 nucleotides. NCBI's taxonomy places the organism in Eukaryota, Dinophyceae, Suessiales, Symbiodiniaceae. The record is from the annotation of a GenBank genome assembly.
AUGCAAUCUGGCAAGAAAGAGGUUUUCGGAGCCGAAACGAACCUCACCGUCGCCUCGGCCAUCGCGCAGGCGAAGCCUCUCCACUGGCUCCAGUUGGAAGGCAGGCUCGGCAGAGUGACGCUGUCGGAGAAGAAGGUCGAAGGGGAGGAGCCUCCCCCGUUCAAGUUCAAGACAAAGGCGGUUCUUCACUUGCUAGGCUGGUCCUAUGAGUCGAAGGAGGUGGAGGGCAACAAUCCCGACUACGAUCUGACGGUGAAGGGUGCCGUUCCGGUUUCUUCGGAGAAGUUCGUGUCCCUGGAUGACAGCGAGGUGGGCGUAGAGAUCUUCCAGGUGAUUCCAGAAGAGGAGGUUGAGGUCCCGGGCAACAAGAACCCUGGAGACACCUUCACCAAGGAGAUCAGCGGAAAGCUCUAUCACAUCCUCGUGCCUGAGGGCGCAAAGCCAGGCUCCAUCUUCAAGGUGGCACUGCCGUCGAGUGACAACGCCAAGGCAGUAGAUGUCUCCGUGAAGUACCCGGACGACAAGAAACAGACCUCGUGGACUCAGAAGGUGCUUGGGAGGGACUACCAGCUCAGCGCUCCCGAAAGGAAGGAGGGUGAUCCAGGUGAAAUGACGAUCUCGGUGGCGGAGGCUUCGGAUCCGGCGGUGAAGGAGGGCCGGCGGCUGUUGUACGCCGGCUGUGAGUCCUUGACGACGCUCUUCAAUGUCACACCCAAGGAGGAUGGCUCCCCGCUGGAUUUCUUCAAGGUCCUGACAAGCGGGGCGAAACCUGAGCAGCUUCAGCUGUUCGAGCCAGGUGCCCUGGUUGAGAUCAAGUCAGACGAGAAGGACAAAGACAAGACCAUGGAGGUGAAGGUCACAGCCGACCUCGGCAUUGCCUGCAAGGGCCUCCCCGAUAAACCUGCAGAAACUGUGACCGGGGCUGAGAACCCCUCCACGCAGUCUAUGCCAUGCGUAUCGCCGGAGCUUGUGGGAGGCGGGGUCAACACUACGCUGUACUCCUGCAACCGAGCGGCCUGGUUCGACCCGGGGCUCGGAGCCGGCAAGUUCCGUCCCGACCACGUGGCGAACUACGUCGAGUUGAAACUCUCCUCCUUGACAUUCCCAAUCUCCGACAAGUGGAGCGAUGCAGAGGCGAAGUCCAUGUACUACGUACGAGCUCGGGUCUGCGGUGUCGCGGUGACCAGUACCGCUCUCCACCGACCAAAUCCGGUCUGGUCCAAGGUGCUUCCGUCGCAUCUCGUGGACCCCAGCCAGAUCCGCUUCGAAGGCCAACAGCUGCUUCUCCCACUGCCGGCUGGAUGCUGGGCUGGUGACGACGCGGAACGCACAGAGAUGAGGAAGGUCCGCAUCGAGGUCGUCAAGGCAAGCUACAAGGACAGCGGGUCCGUCCUCGACUUCGACAACUUCGCGAACACAGCAGGAGCGGCACCAAAGAACACUUACUCCGAGAAGGUGGUCUUCAAGGCUGCUCUUACGUUCGACAAUCACAUGCUUGUGGACAUGCAGAAGCAGUUGGGCCUGUUCCUGACGCGGCCAGAUCAACAGGUCAAGGAGGUUGAUGUGUUCCGGCCGACGGCGAAGUCGGACCACGCCACAGACACUCAGCCUCAGGGGAUGCUCAGCCUGGAGUUUGCCCUGAGAGACCGGGAUCAGGCGAGGGCUGUCAUGGGUCAGUCCGGCCACAAAAGCGCCCUGUGCAUCGGUGACAAGGCGAUGCUUGUGGUGGAAGAGCCUUUCCUUUACCCGAAGGAUGCUGCGGACUUCCGGAAGCAGUUCUGCGUUGGCGACUAUGUCAAGGGCAAGAAGGAUGGACAAGCGUGGCGUGUUGAACUCCGCGAGCCGUGCCUGAGCAGUGAGUACGCCGAGAGCGGACUUGGCGAGCUGGUGCCGAAGCGGCCGUUCAAGCAGAGCUUCAUCCCUACUUUCUGUGACGACAUCAUCCCCCACAAGUAUGUCAUGCCCUUGUCGGAGAAAGAGUUCCUGGAUAAGCACAAGCCGGGUUUCUUCAACCGCAUUAUGGAUGACAUGGCUUCGAAAGCAUCAUCCGACCACACGCUGCCGUACCGGUCCGGCCCCAACAAGCCUGUUGUAUCUCACCUUGAGCACAUGAAUCGACACGUGCCUGUGACGAUCCUGGCAAUGUACGCGGACAGCGGCAACGGUGCCACGUGUGAUGUGGAGGUCACAGAGCUCUUCGUCAAAAAGUGGCGGGAGCAAAAGCAUCGGAAGUUUGCCUUUCCUGGCAAGCUGGAGAAGCUGGAUCGCAAAGGAAAGGGUGGGGAGACGCUGCCCCCGCGGUUCAUUCUCAAGCAGGUGCCAGCAAUCCUGCUGAAUGCUGUGCACUAUUCCGGCAUCAACGUUUACGAUGCUUUGUUUAAGACAACUUCGGACGUCAUCCAAGCGCCGCCACCUGCCAACGAGUUCGAUCCUCGCUCGUACGAGGCUGCGCAGAAAGGUGCGAAGAAGAAUUACUUGGAGUACAAGCUGGCAGCGGGCCCGCUUCCUCCCGAUGCUAGCACGUCGGCCUGCAUGUACGAGUUCAACGUCCGUGUGCGCUUCCCCAGCGAGUACGAGAUGUACCAGUUCGUCGCCAUGGUACGCAAAUGUGUGCGCGUGGACCACUACCAGCAGGCAUCGAAAAUGAUCGAGUACCAGAAGCAAACUCAGAUGACGACCCCUCAGCUCAUGCGGCAUCCUGGGCUCCAGAAGAGCGGCGGGCAACUGGAUGUGCUCCUGGUGGAAGCUCGGCGUCUCCAGCCACUGCAGUCGGCCCUCAACACGGUGCUUACCUCUGACCCCAUCACUCUCUACGAGUCGUGGUCGAAGGGGCGUUCCGAUGUGGACCCGUCUCAGUCCAAUCAAAUGGUGGACGCGAACUAUCUGCCGGAGCUUCUCGGUACCACGGAUGGCCAGGCAGUGAAGGGCACGCCGGAAGGAAGCUCGAUUGGGACCUUCGUCAACUUCAGGAUGCUCCACAACAAGGAGGUCAUCCCGUACCGUGGGACGAACAAGCAAGUGUCUCCGGUUAUCUCGGGUACCGACAGCCCAGUUUGGUCCAAGCUGCCUCAGCUGGAGAGCGUGGGAGGCUGGACGUUCCGCACCGGCAUUAUCGAUCCCGAGAAGUACCCGAAAUUGCUGAUUGAGUUCGAGGUGAUGAAAGCCGGAAUGUCUCCGAGUCGCAUCGGUGUCAUCCAGCUGCCGGUGACCGAAGAGCAGUUCCUGACGAAUCCCAACCAGAUGUUCAAGAACCUUUGGCUCCCACUGGUCAGCGUGAAGGAUGGCGAGCUUACACCGAACAUCACGGGCGAGAUCCACGUCCUCACUCGUUGGCUGCCGGUAGAGAUGAAGCAGGUGUUCGCCGACGGUCAGGAGAAGAUGCAGCUCUCCGUUCGGUCUAUGUUCCUGAAGGACAUCUGGAGCAAGGUCUGCCAACCCAGAAUUCGCGAGCCGAUUUAUGGUGUGGAAGCCAUGUAUCACGCUUUCACCUACAAUCCGAACCUGGUCCGGCUGAGGGACAAGGAGGGCACGAAGUCUCCAGAGACUCUGAAGGACAAUGCUCGAAGACAUGUCGAGGAGUUGUCGAACGGCGUGCCUUACCUGGAGUGCCUGGAGAGGCGUCAGCUCAACGCCUGGAACAUCUUCCAGGCAGAGCUACAAGAUCGUGGCUACGAAGGCCGCAGCAUCGGGGAGCUGCGCCUGCUGUGGCAGCAGAACGAGGACCAGGCAAUGCUGAACAAGCUACAGCAGCUAGUCCUCAGAGGUGUGCCCAGUGCGCUGCGACCGCAAGUGUGGGCGGAGCUCACGCUGGCCAGCCGCGUGGCGACGCAGGACGGGGCCACGUACGGCCGCGAUCCGGAGGCGAGUGGCGAAGACGCCGCGGAACAGGAGUAUCGUCAUCUCCUGGAGCGAGGCAUGCCACAACUUUCCGAUGCGAUGUUGCAGCUCCAGGAAGAUGCGGUGCUACUCGCCGGCUGGGAGUCUAGCACCCCGCCACUCCCCGAAGCGAUGGAGCUCCACCUCAAGCGGAUCAAGAAUGCUAAGAACGUGGUCACAGCUCUGCUGGCCGUGGAAGACAGCGGCAUUGCCUACUGUGAGAGCUUGCUAGUGCUGGCUUUCUUCCUCCUCUUGCCACAGGGCUACAAGGAGGUGGCGUCGUCGAGCUACACAGGGGAGGGGCUCACCCACCCCACGGAGAGCUCCGUCUUCUGGCUCCUGUACACUCUCAUCUGCACACGGACGAAUGGGGUCUACCGCGAGUACUACGGGAUGCCACUUCAGCCGGAGCGAGACCCCAGCCAGUCGGAGCUCGUGGGUGGCAGCGGGGCCGUACAGGAUGUACACCUCUUGGAAUGUGCCGUGGCCUACCACGACAAAGAGCUCUACCAGUGCAUGUCGGCGAUGGGUUUCGAUCUCUCCACCAUCUUCUACGGUGCCUUCAUGAGGUGGUUUGCGACGUAUAUGCCGACGGCCAGUGUAUUCAGGCUCUGGGAUGCUUUGCUGCUGCAGUCCUCGAAUCCAAAAGCUCAGCCUCACGCCCGCGCAAACCUCAUCGAUCUGGGCUUCGCGGCCCUGCGUGCCAAGCGGACGGAGCUGAUGUCCUGUCAGUCUGCACUGGAAAUGCGCAGCGUUGUUUUGGGCUUCCUGGCCUCGCUGUAUGACACGGGCACCGUCAUUGACUUGAUCCACUCUGCGCACUGCUUCUUGUGGGGCGGUGGUGGCUUCAGCAGUGGCAAAGUCGCCGUUCUUUGGACCAAGCGAGAGGAGCUCUUUACAGGUGCCAAUACCAUCACGAAGAACCAGAACCGGGUGCUCAAGCGAAUCGCUCACGAGGGCGUCGUGGGAAGGCAAGUUUCCCAGGAACACGGUGUUUCCACGAGACAGCUCGUAAAGGAGGUGAUUCCGGCCGUCCGAGUCAGCCUCGAGUCGGCACGGAAGCGCGGUGAACCGAAGCACUGGGCCAUGCAUCGUCCGCUGCCCCUCGCCGAUCGAACCGCGAUGCAAGAGAAGGGCGCCGGUGCCGCUGCCGUCUUUGGGGCCCACCCGCCAGUCCGGCGAUACCCAUUCCGGGUUGGCCCGAGUUCGUCAUCAGGUGCUCGGACAAUACCGGGGAUGGAGCCACUGGAUGUAUCUCAGUCGGAGCUGCUCCAUGCCAUGCAGCGGGAGGCACCCAGUUGGGCCGGUGAUGCCGUGACUUUGUGGCAAACCUUCUCCGACCAACCGCACCGCCUCCUCGGCACGGCGGUGCUCAACGGUCCACCUCCGGCAGGCGCCCCUGCGCCCGUUCUCAGCGAGCACUGGUUCAAGAGCAUGUUGGCCAAAGCUUCUGACACGCUGGGAAUGACACCUGCGUCUGACCCCAAUCUUGUGCCGGACAAGGACACCCCGAAAACAAGCGAUGCAGGCGACCAACCGCUGGAUCAUGUGAGUCUCAACGACAUCUUUGCUGCCUUGAUCUGCAGCUCCCGCGGGACCGUCUCGGAGAAGGCAGCGGCCCUCUUCGACCUUUACUCGUACACAGCUCCGCGAGGCAACGAGCACCACAUCACUCCCCUCAACCGCGUGUCGAAGCGCGCUGCCGCCUCCGCCCUCGCCGAUGGGGGAGACCUGGGCCGAGUCCUGGCACCGACAUGGGGUGAGGAUCCGGAGGAGAAGGAAGCGAAACAGAACAAUGUGCUCAAGUUCACGGUCUACACCAGCUACCCAGCUGAUGCCGUCCUUGGGCAUGUGCUGAUACCUUCCCUCUCCCCGUACGUCAGCAGUGGUGCUGCUGAGCCAGUGGCCAGGAGCUACAACAUCUGGGGACGCAAACCCAGGGCGGCGAACAACACCUCGGCCUCCAACCCCAACAUGAACAACAACGCCGGCGGUGGAGACCAGAACAGGCUGGUGUGCUUGGGCGAGAUCAACAUGGCCUUGCAAUGGCGUGAAGCGAGCCCCAAGACGCCUCAUCAAGGGCAGCUGACGAUCCUCGUGAAGUACGUGAAGUUCCAGGGCUAUUACAUAAUGGAGGACUACAACGUGAACCCCCGCAUCACGGUGUCCCUCAGCCAGGAGACAACUGGAACAGACCGCAACUGGGUGGACAUCAAGCGAUGGGACCCACGUGGGGUCUUCAAGAAAGAUGCCGUGUCAGUGACCAAGACAGGGGCAUUCGGCGGCGUCAUCGAGUUCGAGCGGACCAUGAAGAAGAAGACGUAUGGAGGCGGAAAGGAACUUGGGCAGUGGAUCCGGCAUGGCGACGGCCAGGGCUACCUGCCGGGUGAGGGCAAGGAAAGCGGCAAAUGGGAGUGGAACAAGACCUGGGGUCUGCAGCACUCCCCGCCGGAUCUCCGGGUUCACCCUGACUUCGUGCAGAAUGAGUCGCGCAGGAACACGAUUGACAUGACGGGAGUCCGGCUUAUCGUCUCCCAACUCUUGCAGAGGUGCCUGCUGAACAUGUCCAACAGACAGGCUCUCCUGAUUGCGGAUAGCAUCUUCAAUCGAGCCGGGGCUGUACCUGGUAUUGCACAAGCUGUUCUCGUGAAAGCGAGCAAUGCUGACUUCGGUGUCUACGCCGACAAAAGGACUUGGCUUUGUGAACAUGGCUUGGCGCAGAUCCUGGAGAAGCUCACUACUGCGCACCCCUACGUGGACGUGACAAAGGAGAUUGUGCUGGAGCACGAGCGGCAGGUGUCUUGCAACGGUGGCAACAUCAACCUCUUCGCGUCGAGCUACAUGAAGGAGAAGCUCAACCUCAGCGCAAUGGGGAUUUCCGACCCCUAUGUGAAGGAUAACAAGGUUCUGUUCAUCCGCUACAUCCGUGCUGGUGACGGGCAACGAUGCACUCAGGCCGUCGCCGUUGACCCGGAUGGCAGCGUGACGCCCGACUCGGAGGUGAAGAUGGACCUCCUCGCCACCGAAGGUCCCAGCGAUGAGGAGGGCUUCCUGGUUCCUGGAAAGCGUGUCUACCUCACCUACGAGGGUGCGAAGAAGAACAACGUUAACAGUGCUGAGAAAACCUGCUUCAAGAGGAUUUCCACGAGUACCACUGCGGACAACAAGCCGCGGACCGUGGUCCACCUUGAGCUGCCGAACGUACUGGACGGCUUGGAUAUCCCCAAAGAGAUCACGGUCGAUCUCGUGGACCUUUGGGAGUGGGAGCGUAUUCCUUUAAAGCAGGUCUACCUCGCCGACGGUACGAAGGUCAAAGUGAAGAAGGUUUCCAGCACAGCUCUAAGGACCAGCGUAGACGUCGAGCUGCUGGAGAAGCGGGAAGUUACACUCAAUCCGGAGCACAUACAGGUGAAGAUGGACCUUCGGGCCACUGCAGGGCAAAGUCAGCAGGCGCUUGCCCCUGGAACACGUGUCCAUCUCACAAACGAGGGCGCGCGCAAGCACAACGUUGCUGCCACUGAGAAAGCGCUUGUUCAGAAGGCCUUCAACGAUGAGCAGAAGACCAUCGUACACCUUCAGCUGCCGGACAAGAAAGACGAGAGUGGAGCUGCCAAGGAAAUUCAAGUUGACCUUGUGGAUAUCAGUGCCAAGGAAUGGGAGAGCGUUCCUUCAAAGCAGGUCUACCUCACCUCCCAGGGCGCAAAUAAGCUCGACAUCUCCGACAGCACAGUUGCAAAGGUCACUGUCACGGUCAAGAAGGUUUCCACGACAUCAGACCAAAAGACCAGCGUGCUCGUCGAACUGUUAGUGAAGCUGGACCCGUCUGCGGAGCAGGCUGAGGACUCGGAUCUUGCUCCUGGAAGACGAGUCUACCUCAGCUACGAGAGCGCGCGCAAGCACAACGUCGACAGCAAUGACAAGACCUAUGUGAAGAAGGUUGCGGCCGCGAAAGACAACAAGAACAAGACCAUGGUAUACCUCGAGCUGCCGGACGAAAAAGAAGUGGCAGUCGAGCCAGUGGAGAUCCAGACCAAGCCACCUUCCUGGUCGAUGAGCCGUGUGUCGAAGCAGGAGUUCAUUGCGUGCUUCACCGCUUCCCCACUCCUGAGCGAAUCGAUUCGCCGACUGGGAUGCACUUCGCACGAGGUGCACGAGACGCGGCCGAUCCCUCUGGAGGUGACAAUCAUGGAUCCGCACCACGACGAUGUUUUCCAGGAGUUGGAGGAAUCCGUCAACAUCGGCCAGUCACUGUUGAUCGAGGUCUGGGACUCCGACUUCAUGGGCAUGGACUUCCUUGGAGAGGCGUGGCUGCCCCCACUCUCCGAGUUCGGGCCACGCCCGAAGGACAUCGUGUUGCCGCUCCAGCCGGUGAACUAUAGCCCUGACUCGGAGAAUGGGCCGUCCCGGCACGAUCCCAAGAAGGACCUCAAGGACGACGGCACAAACCCGAACAUGAAGGUGACCGGCGACAUCUUCUUGACGGUAAGCUGGAACUAUCCCACGAUUGAGGGCAGAGGGCUGGAUGUCGAUGUGGAAACCUGGCUGGCGAUGUUGGAGCAAAAGUAUAUAAAGGCAAAGACCCUGAAGCCGGGUGAGCUCACCAAGUAUCAGGAGCCGAUCAUCGACAAUUAUCGGACGGUGCGAAACAUCAGAGAGCAGAUGGUGGAAAACAAAGCACCCUUCCAGCUGAAAGCCAACUUCUUCAGCACGCUGCACAUCACAGAUUCGAGAGUGAAGAAGAUCCUGAACGACUGGUUCAAGGACCAGCUGACCGAGACCAUCCAGGGCCGAGGGCUCCAGCAGGAGCACAAGCACAGUGGAAUCCUGACCGUCCGCAUUGAAAGGGCCGAGCGCCUAAGGCGCGCGGACGCAAAGAAGCUGAUGGACUGCGAUCCCAAAGCUCUUCUCUGGGUGCGCAACGACGUUCAGGGAUCCUGGCGUAAGAAGCCCUUGAUGCAAACCGGCCGGAUCUCCAACAACCGGAAUCCUCGGUGGGGCUUCGAAGACAGCAAGACCAUCUUCACUGGAUCCUUCGAGGCCAGCGUUGUGGUGACGGCCUUGGGGCGCCUAGACAUGUUGGAUUUUGCGGUUGGUGGACUGCCACAGUUCUUUCGCAUUGCAUGGCAGGGCGCCCGCUUACAGGCAAAUUUCUUGUUCAAGAGGCGCGGGGAAGUCGACAACCCUGCGCCUGAAAUGGAGGCCGUGGAAAAUGAUAAAUCUCCUGUGGCGUCCCAUGGGGUCUUUGAAGCCAUGGGAAGCUCCCACUCCGAAGCUGCCAGUGACAUCAAGGUAGCUGAGGAGGCUGACAAAGAUGGCAAGGCGGGCGGCAAGGACAGCGAUGACUUCAACGUUCUGGACCUGCUGCGUCACCUCCAGGAGCAGGAGGGCUAUGAGGUCUACGACAUCUUCGAACGAGGGAGGGAGCGGGUUCCCACGCAGGUUCGGCUUUGGCUAGAGGACAAAGAGGAUUGGCUUGCCACUUCCGAUGCUUCGAAGUCCAUCGACCCUUCGGCGAACCAGGAAAGCGACGCCUCCGGCGACAAGGACGGCGAGGUCAAGGCAGACGUCGCGGAGUCUGACCACUGGGUGCUGCUCUCUGUGCCGCCGAAACCUGCUGCGAAAGGGCGAGCCAAACCACCCGGAGCCAAAGGCAAGGGGCCGCCACCGCCGCCGAAGCGUGGUGGUCCAAAGGCGAAGAGCAAGCCUCCACCACCGCCUGCGCCCGGAAGCAAGGAGGAUGCUUCCAGGCAGCCUGCCAACCGAAGGCAGUCCAUUGGGAAGGCACCUCCACCACCUCCCUUCGGCAAGCGGCUGCACUGGAAACUGCUUCCUCCGGCAACUUUGGACAAUACCAUCUUUGAGGAGCUGCAACCGUGGGACAAGGUUGCCCCGCCUUUGGACACGAAGCAGCUCGAGCGGCUGUUUACUCCCGCAGAACGCAGCCUAGGUGUCCCGAUCAGCUGCACUGCGGCCCAACCGGGAAAAGCUGCUUCAGGCAAGAUGUGCCUCAUGGAUCCGAAACGGGCCCAGAACCUCGCGAUUAUUUUGCGGCAAGUGGCUUUACCGACAGACGAGUUGUGCGACGUGGUGCGUGGCCUCAGGCUCCAGCAUCCAAUCAGCACAGAGGCGCUGGAGCAUAUCCAUGAGUUCCUCCUGCCGCCUCUUCUGGAGUCAGCAGAGAUGUUCGCUUCCUAUGAUGGGCCUUUGCAGAGCCUCCGUGACGUGGAGCGGCAGCUGCUCCCCUUGGCACGCAUCCCGCGGCUCAAGGCCCGGGUGAAGUGCCUGCUCUUCGGGACGACGAUGCCAGGAGUGAGGGCUGGACUGGAGGCCCGUAUCCGUACGCUCCAAGAGGCCUGCAACCAGGUGCGCAGCAGUCACGCUUUGCGACGGAUUCUAGGUACCGUGCUUCGCAUUGGAAACUUUCUGAACCACGGAAUCGACGCGCCGGAUGCUGCAGGUGUAGAGGUGCGCGGUUUCACCAUGGAAAGUCUCCUCAAGCUCCGCGACUUCCGUGCAGGCCAAGCUGGCGAGUCUUCCGUCACGGCCCUUCACUGCAUCGCGCUUCACCUCUUGCCCACGGAUCCGCAGCUGCCCCUGCAGCUCCGCGAGGAGCUGAAGGCAGCCUUGGAGGUCGGGGGUGACGCGACGACUGGUGGAGCCUCGGCUGGGCCCUCCAGCAACAUCGGGGAGCUGCGGGACGCCGUAGGGCGAUUCCGGCGCGAGGCGGACCUUCUCCAAAACGAGGUGGAAUGCCAUGCUGCCUCGUACGACAAUGCCGGAGGCUCUGGCAUGCCCUCACCACUGACAACGCUUCAACAGCUCGCACAGGAUGCGACGCGCAUCGCUGACCAGCUCGAUGCAGAGGUGUCCGAUGCAAUUGCCCAGGCCCUCCGCCUUCUCGACUAUUUCGGCGAACGGCGCGACACAGGCGCGAAUUCUGCAAGCAAGGAAGACGAGCUUGUGGAGCGCUUCUUCAUCACACUCAAGGACUUCAGCGGAUCCCUGGAGGCAUCCUGGCGUGAAGUCGUUGAGCAGCCGAGAAAGUUGCGCCUGGAAGCCGUUGCAGGUGUGGUGGCUGCAAAUCGGGAAGAGCAGCGUGUCUCCAGCCCCAAGAUGCCUACGCCCGGCAAGGAGGAGAAGUCUGCCCCGGAAGAUGCGGGACCCAGAGAGGCUCCCAAGGCCUUGAAGAAGCCGGGCCUCGGCAUGCUGGCCGGUGAGGCCGUGGCCGCCGUGCGACGUCGGAGCCGCGCCACCCCGGCACCCGCACGGCCUGCAGCAUUCGCCCUUGGGCCCACAGCAGGUGCCAGCGGGCCAUCCUGGCUGCUGCGAAACGGGGCUGCGGCUUCUGAGGUUGACUGA